Carya illinoinensis is the source of this 1137-nucleotide messenger RNA. RefSeq lists its product as uncharacterized. The coding region runs from base 183 to 833 and encodes 216 amino acids. The record is from RefSeq and is a predicted model, not a curated record. The transcript has a single exon. NCBI's taxonomy places the organism in Eukaryota, Viridiplantae, Streptophyta, Magnoliopsida, Fagales, Juglandaceae.
UACUCUUGGCCUGGUUCUGAGCUUCUAUAUAAGUACCAUGCAUCAUGCCCCUUUAGCAUAUACUCAAUUUUUCUUUCACCACCUCUCUCAUCUAUCUCAUCACUCCCUUUUGAGUUUAAACUCUCUCCCCUCCCCACUCAACAAGAACAAGCUCCUCUCUUGUUGUGUUGGACACGAAGAUCAUGGGUCAUUUCAAGCAUCCAUAUAUCCAAGCUGCAAAUAUGUUCAUCCACUUCUGCAAUUCCAACAAAACCAUCAGAUUCUUACUCUCAAUCUCACUCUUAUCUGUCAUUUUGUCCCACUCUUCAUUGCGCCCUUUUCUUCUCGAUUCCUUCCAUAUCCACGUUUCUACUUUUCCCUUGAAACCUUUUAGCUACACCAUUGACAAGAACUAUGUGUUCCUGCUUUGCAAUGGACUCCUAGUUUUUAUCGUAAAGAACUCUGGUCUAGUCGGGAAUAAUUCUUCUUUAGGGGAUGAUCUUGAUGAAGAAUGUGUCAUGAAGAAUGGAGAUAGUCGGCCAUCAGAGCUCGGACUGUCAGAGAAUAAGGCAUCGGAUGGAAGUAAAAAUGCACUACCUGAAGUUGAAGAGGAAGAAGAAAGAGCAAAUGGGACUUUGAUUGCGCUAGGAGAAGGAGAGAAUGGGCUAAUUUUGACUACGCACGAUGAAGAUGAAGAACAAGAUAAUAGCCUUGUUAUCAUCAAAGAAGAAGAAGAAGAAGUAAACGGACUCGAGCUUCUGAGUACGGAAGAGUUGAACAAAAGAUGUGAUGAUUUUAUCAGAAGGAUGAAGGAAGAAAUAAAAUUCGGAGGCCAGCAACUGAUCGUGGUUUGAUUUUAGCCAUUAAAGCACCCGCACAGUGCUAGUCAUGAUGCUCAGCAUGUCAAAAAGAUGCCCGUGACUUUGAUUUUUCUGGAGGGUCUAGCUAGCUCUAAUAUGUAAUUGCCUUUUUACGAGUCUCUCUAGAUUACGCGUCGAAUUUCACGUCUCAAUCCUCUUCAAUUCCGUCAGGGUGUGUGUGUGUGUGUCUGUACUAACUCUAAUUUAGCUCAAAGUGUUUUUUUGGAAUGGAAGUUUCAGCAAUAAAUAAUGUAAUGAUACAUUAUAUAACGAUUUCAACAUAUCUUUUACAAUUCUA